AUGGAAGUGUUUUUCGAAUGGUUCAAGAAGUUUAUUAAAUUUUCUGGUGCAAAAAAAGAAACUCCCGUGCUCUUACUAUUUGAUGGACAUGCAUCUCAUACGAAAAACAUCGAUGUAAUAGGUCUGGCUCGAGAUAAUGGCGUUAUUUUAUUAUGUUACCCACCGCACUGUUCGCACAGGCUCCAGCCUCUAGAUGUGGCAUUUAUGAGACCUUUCAGUCUAUACUACGAAGAUGAAGUGCGAAGAUGGUUGCGGUCAAACCCAGCCGAGACAACUAAUAUUCCCAUUGCUGAGACAGAAAUUGCCCCUACUCAAGUAACUCAAGUCGAUGAUUUUCCAGAAAAUAAUUCCUUCAAUGAUCCCUCAACCCCACCUACCAGAGAACUAAAGGAAACUAGCAACGAAACUCAAAAUGGCUCUUUACCCUGGAUGUCUGACACUCCUAUUGCACCAAUAAAAAAAGUGAUCACCUCUAGUUAUCCAGCCGUUUCUCCGGAAGCUUUUAUGCCAGUACCAAAACUAACGACAACCGUUAAGCGAGUGCAGAGAAAGAGAGGCAAAACCACUAUUAUUACAGAGUCACCGUAUAAAGCAGAGUUGACUGAGAAGCAGAAGAGGGAAACAGAAAAGAUGUCUCGACCAAAGAAGCAAAAGAUAAUAGAAGCUAGAGUAAGCUCCGAGGAGGAAGAAGGAGAAGACACAUUAUGUUUAUUCUGUAACGACCAAUAUUCAACAUCAACUGAAUGUUGGAUUUCUUCAUACAGUGUAAAAAGCGGGCUCAUUAAUCUUGUGCGGGAAUAG
Acanthoscelides obtectus is the source of this 801-nucleotide messenger RNA. Lineage: Eukaryota; Metazoa; Arthropoda; Insecta; Coleoptera; Chrysomelidae. The record is from the annotation of a GenBank genome assembly.